Molecule: messenger RNA, 188 nt
Organism: Rotaria sp. Silwood2
Lineage: Eukaryota; Metazoa; Rotifera; Eurotatoria; Philodinida; Philodinidae
Source: the annotation of a GenBank genome assembly
AUGCAACAUAUAGACGGCUUUCAAACGACCGAUUCAUUUCGGUUUGAUCGUAAUACAUCAUCAUCAUCAAUAUCAUUAUCUACAUCAUUCGGUUAUGGUUCACGUUUAAGUUUAUCUCAAACUGAUCAUUCAUCAUCAAAUCGUCGUAAUAUUAUAACAAAAUAUUUUAAAGAAAAAUUAUCUAAACA